UUCUGACUACACGCACUGAAGGAUUUCAAGCAGCGAGUCCUUUCUAUAGCAUUAUUCGGACGGACAGCAGUACGCAGGGACACUUGGCACCGCAUUUAGCCAACAGUGCUUUGGUUUGUUAGACUCAUAAAAGAGCCCGCUUUGUUUGUUGUGUGCUCUGCUUGUGUGCGCUUUGUUUUCUCUCCCACGCAGCGUCGCUAGCGCAGUCUCCGCAGCACAGAGCGCCCCGACGCAGUUAAUCUGUCCGUGCAAUGCAGUCUGCCGCUUAAUUAAUUAUGCGACGGUUUGCUUGGUAGCUCAAACGUUGCGAUCAGAUCAUUAAUGCGAGGCUGCUUUUGGCUCACUAUAAAUCUGCAGUUGUGAUGACGGGGUGUUAGCGACUAGCAACCUGCAACCCGCACCCAUAUCGUCCUGCGCCUAUGCCCCCGUGUGUAGGAAUAUGCCAUCUUGUCUCAAAAGCUGUCAGAGCUCAGCGCCGGUGCUUUUAACAUGUAUUUCAAUAGGAAAUCGAAAAAAGUCCACUCAGAAGAGCAAUUAGUUUUGGAUACAUUUAGCACGGAAAAUGCUUGCGUUUCUCCCAAAGGCGAAGACGAGGGGUUGGGAGCGGGGAUGCGCUCCAGGAUGUCAGAUAAGCGAGGUCCCUGGACGUGUGAUAUGAGACCCGCUUGUUCGUCCUCGGGGUACGAAAAGGCAGAUGAUGAAAUGUCUGGAACAACGUCGCAAGCAGACCUCAUAGACGCAGCGGCUCGGACCAUUUACCUGCAUCUACCCCAGCAGAGCAAGUUCUGUGAUAACCAUGUCAGUACAGCCAAGUACGGGGUGCUGACAUUCCUUCCUCGAUUCCUGUAUGAGCAAAUCAGGAGGGCCGCCAAUGCAUUCUUCCUCUUCAUUGCCUUAAUGCAGCAAAUCCCAGAUGUGUCUCCUACAGGAAGGUACACCACUUUGGUACCAUUCCUGUUCAUCCUGACAGUGGCUGGGAUCAAAGAGAUCAUAGAAGACUAUAAAAGACACAAGGCAGACAACACAGUAAACAAAAAGAAAACGACAGUUUUAAGAAGUGGAGUUUGGCAGACUGUGAUAUGGAAACAGGUGGCAGUAGGAGACUUUGUGAAGGUCACCAAUGGGCAGCAUCUUCCGGCUGACAUGGUCAUUGUAUCCUCCAGCGAGCCCCAGGCAAUGUGCUACAUAGAGACAUCCAACCUGGACGGGGAGACCAAUCUUAAAAUACGACAGGGCUUAUCUCUGACUGCCAGCUUCCAAUCCCAGGAAGAUCUGAUGGCGGUCACAGGGAAGCUGGAAUGUGAAGGGCCCAACGGGCAUCUGUAUGACUUUACUGGAACUCUGCGUCUGGAUAAUUACAGUCCUGCACCACUGGGCCCAGACCUGGUUCUACUGCGAGGAGCCCAGCUGAGGAACACCCAGUGGGUUGUGGGAAUUGUAGUUUACACUGGACACGACACCAAGCUCAUGCAGAACUCCACGAAGGCUCCCCUGAAGCGCUCGAACGUGGAGAGAGUGACCAACAUGCAGAUCCUGGUGCUGUUCUGCAUCCUGCUGGUCAUGGCGCUGGUCAGCGCUGUGGGGGCUGCCCUCUGGAACAAGGAGCACACCGAGGAGGACUGGUACCUCUUCAGAUCUGACACGUCGCAAAUCUCCAACAACUUCUGGUACAACCUACUGACUUUCAUUAUCCUGUACAACAACCUGAUCCCUAUCAGCUUGCUGGUCACUCUGGAGGUGGUCAAGUUCACUCAAGCCCUGUUCAUUAACUGGGACAGGGAGAUGUAUUACAGUGAAACAGACACGCCAGCCAUGGCCAGGACUUCAAACCUAAAUGAGGAGCUGGGGCAGGUGAAGUACCUAUUUUCUGAUAAGACCGGGACACUGACGUGCAACAUUAUGCAUUUUAAGAAAUGCACGAUUGCAGGAAUCACCUAUGGCCACUUUCCAGAUUUGGAAGCAGAGCGCUCAAUGGAAGAUUUCAGUCACCAACCAAACAGGAGCCACAGUUCUAAUGAAUUCAGUGAUCCUGCACUAAUACAGAAUAUUGAACAGAACCAUGUCACAGCCCCGCAGAUCUCGGAGUUCCUCACCUUGCUGGCUGUGUGCCACACUGUAGUGCCUGAGAAAGAUGGAGACCAGAUCAUCUACCAAGCAUCCUCCCCAGAUGAAGGCGCUUUAGUGAAAGGAGCAAAAGGACUUGGCUUCGUCUUCACUGGAAGAACACCCCAUUCCGUUAUCAUUGAUGCUAGAGGAGCAGAACAGAGCUACGAGCUGCUCAAUGUGCUGGAGUUCUCCAGCUCCCGAAAGAGAAUGUCAGUGAUUGUGAGAACUCCGUCUGGAAAGCUGCGUCUGUACUGCAAGGGGGCUGACAACGUGAUCAUGGAGAGACUCGGAGAAAGUUCCCAGUACAAGGACCUCACCUUAUCCCACCUCCAGCAGUUUGCUACUGAAGGUCUGAGGACGCUCUGCUUUGCAUAUGCAGACCUGACGGAGAGCUCCUAUCAGGAAUGGCUCCAGGAAUAUAACAGAGUCAGCACCAUUUUAAAGGACAGAGCGCAGAAACUGGAGGAAUGCUACGAGACCAUUGAAAAGAACCUCCUUCUUCUCGGGGCGACAGCGAUUGAGGACCGGCUUCAGUCGGGGGUCCCCGAGACUAUAGCCACCCUCAUGAGAGCAGACAUUAAAAUAUGGAUCCUGACAGGAGACAAGCAGGAAACUGCCAUCAACAUCGGUUACUCCUGCAGACUCAUCUCCCACGGCAUGUCUCUGAUCAUCCUCAACGAGGACUCCCUGGACGUAAGUCAGCCUUCUCUGUUGCUCUGAACGUGUGUGUGUGUGUGUAUACAUGUGCACACACAAAUACACACGCAUGUAUAGAGAAACGAUUUUAAAACGGCGCUAACACUUGCAGUGCUAAGGUAGUGAGCGCUCUGUUUAACCCAGGAAAUAAAUUCCUCUUCAGUGACAUGAUUGGUUGUGUUUUUAAGAAUGCAGUCGCUGACAGAAUUAAUGCAGGGUUUUGUCCGGCAGAACCUCUGUUGAUGGCUUAGGCUUUAAGAUUUGUCUGCUGAAGGUGUGUGCUGACGAUGGCAAUGGAUCAUACUGAGAUAAUGCCCCCCUCCCCUCCCUUUCCAAAGUGUGUACACUCCUCACUAUAAUAGAUGGAAACCCAUUACCAUUUGACACAGUGUGAACAAAUCUGCAAAAAGGGCAACAAAGCAUUAAACUAGUACUGA
Polyodon spathula (Mississippi paddlefish) is the source of this 3239-nucleotide messenger RNA. RefSeq names its product phospholipid-transporting ATPase IB-like. Gene Ontology annotation, molecular function: ATP hydrolysis activity; magnesium ion binding; ATPase-coupled intramembrane lipid carrier activity. The transcript is spliced from 25 exons. Gene Ontology annotation, cellular component: plasma membrane. NCBI's taxonomy places the organism in Eukaryota, Metazoa, Chordata, Actinopteri, Acipenseriformes, Polyodontidae. The coding region runs from base 490 to 2826 and encodes 778 amino acids. Gene Ontology annotation, biological process: phospholipid translocation; neuron development. The record is from RefSeq and is a predicted model, not a curated record.